This is a messenger RNA of Bacidia gigantensis, 453 nucleotides long. RefSeq lists its product as uncharacterized. The record is from RefSeq and is a predicted model, not a curated record. The transcript is spliced from 3 exons. The coding region runs from base 1 to 453 and encodes 150 amino acids. Lineage: Eukaryota; Fungi; Ascomycota; Lecanoromycetes; Lecanorales; Ramalinaceae.
AUGAGUGAUGUAAUUACAACAAUUCUUUCGGAUUAUUCACUUGAGGCCACGUCCAGGUUCUUCGAUCUCAAACCACUGAAAGCAUUCAGCUAUACCGGAAGUUCGAGCACAUUCAAUGGCAAGAGAUUCGUCAUUCAGCGAGAAAGUCGGACAGAAUACAACGGUGAUACUAUCAUAUUGGUUGGCUUUUUAGCAGACCGAAAAUCAAAAGUGUCCGCCUGGCUCGAAGGGUUCGAAUACUCGGUUGACAACAGCACCUGGACAGAGAUUGCUUGCAAACUUCCUCGAAAGGGAGCCUUCCUGAAGAGAAGUAAAGUACAGGCAGAGGCGGGAAAAUCUGGCGAACAAUGGCUCAAAAACCAGGCGUGGAAGUCAAUGGAGUCUCCAACUAUCGCAGACGUUACAGUGGCCCCGCGUAUUUCGGAGGAAGCAGCAUCUAGGCCUGAGCAAUGA